Messenger RNA from Agelaius phoeniceus (red-winged blackbird), 2658 nucleotides. It is a transcript of the gene MPV17L, whose product is annotated as MPV17 mitochondrial inner membrane protein like. NCBI's taxonomy places the organism in Eukaryota, Metazoa, Chordata, Aves, Passeriformes, Icteridae. Gene Ontology annotation, biological process: mitochondrial ribosome assembly. The record is from RefSeq and is a predicted model, not a curated record. Gene Ontology annotation, cellular component: cytoplasm; membrane; mitochondrion.
AUGGCCGGGGCGCUGCUGCGCGGGGUGCGGCGCUUCCCGUGGCUGUGCAACGUGCUGCUCUACGGGGGGCUGUUCGCGGCGGGGGACGCGGCGCAGCAGCUGCUGCGGGGACAGCCGCCCGACUGGGCGCAGACGCGCCGCGUGGCGCUGGUGGCCCUGGCCUUCCACGGCAACUUCAGCUACGUGUGGCUGCGGGCGCUGGAGCGGGCGCUGCCGGGCCGCCGCCCGCCCGCCGUGCUGGGCAAGGUGCUCUGCGAUCAGCUGCUGGGCGCGCCCGUCGCCGUCCUCGCCUUCUACACGGGUAUGAGCAUCCUUCAGAGGAAAGAGGACGUCUUUUCAGACUGUAAAAAGAAAUUUUGGAAUACAUAUAAGACAGGACUGAUGUACUGGCCAUUUGUGCAGCUGUCAAACUUCAUUCUGAUCCCAGUUCACCUGAGAACAGCUUACACUGGCCUCUGUGGCUUUGUCUGGGCUUCCUUCAUUUGCUUUUCCCAGCAGAGUGGAGAUGGCACAGCAAAGUCAGCAUUCAUGUGGCUCCAAGGAGAGAAGGUCAAUGCAGAUGAAGAAUCAUCAGACAAAUAAGAACUUUAGUUCUGAACACAUUCUAAAUUGCUAAACUGGGUUUGUGAAAGUCAGUAAAUUACACUGCAGCCUCAUGUUGUGUUUAAAAUAAGCAGUUAUUUCAACAUUUGGUGGUUAGUAUAAGCAGUGGAACAGUUUGUCUUUGUGCCUGUUUAUUUUUCAUAAAAGAGGCCAGUUGUAUAUUGACAUUUAAUUAUUUUCAUGCUGUCAGCGCAUCUCAUCUGGAAACAACUGACUUACAGGGCAAUGCAAGCAUUUGUACAUCCUGUCAGACUGCCUCACUGGGGGGAAAUAUUAACUGUAAUUUAAUUUUCAAACAACUUGUAAUUGCUAGAAAAAGGAGCAUAGAACAUUAAAUCAUCAGUUGUCAGACUUGACAAUUGUUAUCAAUGCAAGAUUGCUUUGCAGAACAAAAUUUAAUGGAUUCCACAUCUAAAAAGUGGCAUUGAAUUUGUUUCAUUGAGAGGAAACAAAAGUGCUGUGUUUGUAAAGCCCACAUUUCUAUGGGGCCAACUUGUUUUAUUCUACAUGAAAAUUUAUAUAGGAAAUUAAUUAUUUCAUAGAAUAUACAAACCUGGACUAUAUUUGUACAUGUUUUAUCUUAACUGGGAGCAUAAAGAUUACUUUGGUCAGAGCCCUUUGGGGUGGCUGCUGCCCAUUUACCCUUGGGGUCAGUCAAGCAGCCCCUGCAUGGUGGAACCCCCCAAGCACUGCAGGGAGCUUUGGUUCUGUGUGCAGCCACUGCUUCCUCUGCUCCUCAAGGGCCAUGGGAGUCUUGACUCCUUACUCUUUUUAGCUGUUUCAUCAUUCUAAAGAUAAAAUCAAAAUUUUGAUGAGAAAGAACAUAGGAAGGAAGGUAGCAUGAAUGGCAGAAUCCAGCUAUAUAUAUCAGGAACUUCCAUUUUUUCCUCAAAUGGCUUUUAAACAUUCCUAUUCAUAGAAGACACUGGGUACUUAUACAUAGGAGACUAGGAGAAGGUGAAAAAUUAAUUAUGGAUUUGCUUUGUCAGCUUGAGGAUCAGGUCUGGAUACGGGUAUUUUUUUAAAUGGGCAUUUGUACCUCAAAAUAGGAACUGUGCAAAUUUCUAUGGUUGCAGUGAGUUGAAAUCAGACCAGUAAAGGAGCCCUUGCUAUAUUAGAAUGGGAUUUUAUGCCUUGAAGUUACUAAAUUGUAAGCUUGAAAGGUAUCUGAUUUAAUGGGUCUGAUUCUAAAGAGAAGACUCAUCCCUCUGUUACAACAAUAAUAAACCCCUUUGAGGAAUGUCUGAAUUCCUCAGCCUUGUCUAAAUAGUGUACCAAAGCCUGCUUAGGCUAUAAAUAUCCAUUCUUUUGGCCUGCAGCUGUACUACUUAAUAUAUUGCUAACAAUUAUUUGUCACUGUAGGAGCCCAGUGCUGCUUAGCUGAGAAAGGAAAAGGGACCCUGAAAGCACUGCCCAAUCUAUUUCAGGUAAAAUCAACUUGUUUAGCAUUGUUUAGCACUCUUUAGCACUAACCCAGUGCUCAAGAGUGAUGCAAAGUGCCCACAUGGCUUUGAGCAGCAGUGAGAGGAGGGCAGAAGGCAGGGGGCUGCUUGCACAGCCUGCUCUGCUGGCAGGCAGGGGAGGAGGUGCCUUCCCUCUCAGCAUGGACAAGUCACUGCAAUUCCAUCUGCAGCUGCACAGGCAGAUGGGGAAGAGCACACCUGCCUUCAGCCUCGAGGUGGAAAUAAUUUUAAUUGACUUUUGACAGCUCUGGCAUGGACAUGUCCAGCUUGGCUGGUUGGUUUAACUGUGGAUGUUAAGUGUGCACUGAAGGGCCAUUUCUGUCCCCUGGGACAUGGAGGCUCAGAGGAGUGGCUGCUGUGUCAGUAGCUUCCUUGUAGAUAUUUGGUGAGUUGUAUUCCCCUGCUGCAUGAAUCACCAAGAGUGAAUUGAGCAUCCUGAUGCUGGACAUCCCAGCAGGAGUAGGAAUGCACAGAGGAGCUAACUGAAUUUUGUCUGUCUGUUUAAAAAAUGAGUGAACAGAUGUUUCAGACAGCUAUAGCUGUUCAACUCUUCUUGUGUGUAUAAAGUCCUCAGGAUAAAGAAGCAAUUUCC